Molecule: messenger RNA, 2826 nt
Organism: Drosophila novamexicana
Lineage: Eukaryota; Metazoa; Arthropoda; Insecta; Diptera; Drosophilidae
Gene: Vps35
Product: vacuolar protein sorting-associated protein 35
Exons: 8
Coding region: 194-2650 (818 amino acids)
Biological process (GO): retrograde transport, endosome to Golgi; intracellular protein transport
Cellular component (GO): retromer, cargo-selective complex; late endosome; retromer complex
Source: RefSeq, a predicted model, not a curated record
CUAGCGCAAAUACCACAUUAAGUAGAAGAAAACACAAACUGAAAACGCUGACUGCGCCCUCGCCCGCCCACUUUGCAAGCGGCAAAACCUGUGCAACUUGCAACUGCGGCCGCAAGCAUAAUAGGAGUUCGCAUAACCACAUACCACCAAAACCUCAACCACCACCACAAGCACAGCACCCCGAUCAUCCAGCAUGUAUCCCUGGAACUCCUCCACGUACAGCGGCCAAGUGCCCACUGGUGGCCUAACCAGGACGAUGCCGAAUGGUUUGGACGACCAGGAGAAGCUGCUCGCCGAGGCGGCCGGUGCAGCACGCAAACAGGCAUUCCAAAUGAAUCACUUUCUGGACAAGGAGCGCAUGCUGGACGCCCUCAAGUGUGCUAGCACAAUGUUAAGCGAGUUGCGCACCUCGAUGCUAUCCCCCAAGAGCUACUAUGAGCUAUACAUGUCCGUCACGAAUGAGCUGUGCCACCUGGAGCUGUAUCUCAGCGAGAAAAGCAAUAAAGAGACGGAUCUGUAUGAAUUGGUUCAGUAUUCGCACACGAUAGUCCCGCGCCUCUACCUGCUCAUCACAGUGGGCAUUGUAUACAUUAAGAACGACUCGACGCUUAAGCGCAGCAUUCUCAAGGAUCUGGUGGAGAUGUGUCGUGGUGUGCAGCAUCCUCUGCGCGGCCUCUUUCUUCGCAACUAUCUGCUGCAGUGCACCCGCAACAUACUACCCGAUGUGCUGGUGGCGGAGAACGAGCACGAGGGCAAUGUGUACGAUGCCAUCGAUUUUGUAUUGACGAAUUUCGCAGAAAUGAAUAAAUUGUGGGUGCGCAUGCAGCAUCAGGGCCAUUCCAGCGAGAAGACGCGCCGGGAAAAGGAGCGCGAAGAACUGAAAAUUCUGGUGGGCACGAAUCUGGUGCGUCUGUCGCAGCUGGAGUCCGCCACACUGGAGACUUACAGGCGUCUGAUACUACCCGGCAUACUAGAACAGGUGGUUAGCUGUCGGGAUGCCAUCGCGCAGGAGUAUCUGAUGGAGUGCAUUAUUCAGGUAUUUCCCGAUGAGUUUCAUCUGCAGACACUUGAUCCGUUCCUAAAGUCCUGCGCCCAGCUGGAGACAGGCGUGAAUGUUAAGAACAUUAUUAUUUCGCUAAUUGAACGACUGGCGGCCUAUAAUCAACGCAGCGGCAAGACGAGCGGCAAUGCCAUUGAUGCCAUCAUACCCGCCGAAGUGGAGCUAUUUGAGGUGUUCAGCGUGCAGGUGGCAAACAUUGUGCAGACCCGCACAGAUAUGCCGCUCGAGGACACAAUAUCGCUACAAGUGGCCUUACUCAGCUUGGCGCAGAAAGUGUAUGCCGAUCGCGUCGACUAUGUGGACAAAGUGCUGGGCACAACCGCACAAAUACUCGAUCGCAUGAACAUGAACAACAUUUCACACCUGUUGUCCGUUAAUCAGGAACUUUCGCGCCUGCUUCGCAUCUGCAUAGAUUUCUACAAUAAUGCGCUGACCAUUAUACAAUUGAAUAACUUUUGUCCGCUGCUGGAAAAGUUCGAUUACACCUCGCGAAAAUCGUUGGCAUUAUAUUUGGUUAUGAACAUAUUGGAGAAUGAAACUCUGGUGCCCACAGCCGAUCAGGCGGACAGCAUAUUGACGAUCAUAACACCGCUGAUCAAGGACGAUGAGACGAGCACGACGGCUGCCAAUAAUAGCGCGGAUGCCGAGGAGUUUGCGGAAGAGCAGGGCGUAGUGGCACGUUUUAUACACCUCCUGAAGUCCGAUGAGCCGGACAUGCAAUACAAAAUGCUGCAAAUAGCGCGCAAACAUUUGGGCAACGGCGGCGGCCAGAGACUGAAGCAUGUCCUGCCGCCACUUGUGUUCGCCGCUUAUCAGCUGGCAUUUAAAUACAAAGCAAUUGCUGAACAGGAUGAGAACUGGGACAAGAAGUGUCAGAAGAUUGUGCAGUACUGUCACAGCACAAUCAGUGCAUUGGCCAAAGCGGAUUUGCCUGAUUUGGCGUUGCGCCUGUAUCUGCAGGGCGCUUUGGUUAUUGGCGAGAUACGUUAUACAAAUCACGAGACUGUGGCGUAUGAAUUUAUGACGCAGGCCUUCUCGUUGUACGAGGAUGAGAUAUCCGAUUCGAAGGCACAACUGGCGGCCAUAACGCUCAUUAUGUCCACAUUUGAGCAAAUGUCCUGUUUCGGCGAGGAGAACGCCGAGCCGCUGCGCACCAACUGUGCGCUGGCUGCGUCCAAGCUGCUCAAAAAGCCAGAUCAGUGUCGCGGCGUUGUGGCCUGUGCGGCGCUCUUCUGGAGCGGCAAGCAAAAUGGAGAGGAGAUGCGCGAUGAGAAGCGUACGCUGGAUUGUCUGAAGAAGGGCGCACGCAUAGCCUCACAGUGUCUGGAUACGGGCGUGCAAGUGCAACUGUACGUGGAACUAUUGAAUCACUAUCUGUUCUACUUUGAGCGUGGCAACUCACUCAUCACAGUCGCCAUGCUGAAUCAGCUCAUUGCCAAGGUAAACGAAGAGCUGCCCAAUCUGGAACCCAGCGAGGAAACUAAGCAGAUUGAGAGUCAUUAUAAGAAUACGCUGGCGCACUUGCGCAGCCGCAUGGAGUCCAAUGACACCGCACUGGAAGUCUCCUUUGCCGGCAUCACACUCAAUUAAUGAUGAACUCCUCCUCCACCUUCUCCAUUUGCUAACCACUUAAAAACACAGCAAACAACGCCCCUCAUACACGCCUAUUUUUGUAAAGCUACUUAUCAGUGAGCAAAUAGUAAAACCCACUCUUCAAAAGGCUGGUUAAACAGAGAAUAAUGCAGAACCUUGCAAAACGAUCAAAA